Messenger RNA from Macrosteles quadrilineatus (aster leafhopper), 6178 nucleotides. Its product is annotated as WAS/WASL-interacting protein family member 1-like. NCBI's taxonomy places the organism in Eukaryota, Metazoa, Arthropoda, Insecta, Hemiptera, Cicadellidae. The record is from RefSeq and is a predicted model, not a curated record. Gene Ontology annotation, molecular function: actin binding; microtubule binding. The transcript is spliced from 11 exons. Gene Ontology annotation, cellular component: cytoplasm; actin filament. Gene Ontology annotation, biological process: actin filament polymerization. Bases 397 to 2451 code for a protein of 684 amino acids.
UUGAACCAUCCAUCAAACUCAAAGUGUCAUUUUACAUUUUCAUGUAACUUUGUUAAUUUUCUCGCACAAUUAAAACAUCCUAUGAAGGGAUUUAAUGUGUUAUUAUUAGUCAGAUAUUUUAUUUUGAAUCUUUGCAUGGGGUGGUAUAAUAUUAGACAACUCCCCCGUUAAAAUACCACCCACUGACAAAAUUCUUACUCAAGUGCUAGUGGAAUGGCUGCCAUAUUGAGGUGCAAGGUGGAGCUGUAGAAAGCGGAAAUUAGCUUAUUAAAGUUAACUUGAAAAGCAGUUCUUUUUUGUGAUGACUUUAUAAUUUAUACAACCAAAACACUCUGAUCAGUUAAUGGAAACUUCUUCUCGUUCGUGGAACAAGCCUUGUUUAUAGGAGGUCGCAGGAUGCCGUUCCCCCCUCCACCACCACCGCCGGGCCCACCUCCACCCCCAUCGUUUGCUCCUGCCCCUCCGCCUGCAGCAGCCUCUGAUGGACGGGGCCUUCUGCUGCAGAGCAUCCGACAAGGGGCCACUCUACGCAAGACUGUCACCAACGACAAGAGUGGACCGUUUAUUGCUGGGACCACACGACCGUCGAGUGGGAGUAGUGGCAGCAGUGGAGGCAGUUCAGGUGGCGGUGUUGGCAGCAGUCCCCGCAGUAAUGGGAUAGUCAAUGGCUCAGCCACGUUGGGACGUAACAACGGACUGGCCGGCUUGUUCGCCCAGGGAAUGCCCAAACUGAAGCCAACAGGAGUUGAUAUUGGUCAAAACAACUCUCAGUCUCUUACGUCUCUGCCCUCUGCAACUAGCACUUCAGGAAAAACAGACCAACCAAGGAAGCAGUUCAACGUCGACAUAAAAAAUCGAGGUCCUCCUCCCAAGCCACCACCUGCUAAUCAGAAGCCUACCAUGCCUCAGGAUAUCUCUUUUUUAGGAUCGAAGUCAAAAUUGAAUCAAGAGGAUCGCAAGAAGUCUAUUUCCUACAACAAAUUAGUUUCUCCUCAGAUUUACAAGCCACAGAUCAUCCCUAGACCUAGAGUGUUGUCACAUGUCAGUUCUGAAAACCCCUCUACUGAGCAUGGGGUAUUGGUGAAAACAUCUCUUUCAAAAUCUAUGUAUUCCCUGGCAAACAUUGAACCUCAAAAUGCCUACACCACAGAUACUACAGACAUCAAGUCAUCUGAUAUCAAAUUUACUUUGACACCAAUAAAUUUUCCAAAUGCUAAAACUCCCCCACGGUUUGCUCCUGCACCUCAGUCACCUGUUUUCAAGUUUCCCCCUCCUCCAACAUCAAAAGAGCUAGGUCUCAACUCCUUUGGCACUUUCCCGUCUCGUGUGUCCCUAAGACCUACAGACACUGUACGCUCGGAGAAGCCGCUUUCAAAACGCCCAUUGUUCACUAUCGCUCCGAUUCAGUCACCUAAUGUGAACAACUACCAGUCUCCUUCCCCCUCGCCAAACCGUAAUGAGUACAAUCGUUACAGAGACUCAUCUAUGACAAAAUCUAAUCUUCCUCAGAACCAGUAUCUACCCCCAUUACCCACCUCUCCGAGACCCAAACCAUCCACUUUAGCACCCUCUACUCCUGUUGAGUUUAAGAUCCAGAGACCUCGUCUAUCUUCAACUUUUGAGAAGGCAGAAUCUUCAACGAGUACGUCAGACUCGGUUCUGACAGGACCGAUACACAACCGGUCCAAUAGCACGACCAGUCUUAAUAGCAACAAUGGCUCGUGGCAGGCGGCUCCGCGAGCAAUGAAAGCACCUCCAGGUGGCCACGGGAAGCCCAACGUGGCACCCAAGCCACCAGGCUAUGUCGCCAAGAGUCCUGGCAAGUUAACCAAUGGACGGCCUAGUGUGACUAGAGCUCAGAGUAUGAGGGCACCUCGCUCUCCACCCGUCGCCCCUCCAGGACAAAUGCCCUUGUUACCAAACCAAAGUGAGCUGUACAGAGGGGCGCCGAUGUUCCAUCAGUCACAGGACUCGUUGCUAGCCACUCCUCCUCCGCCCAAGCACCACACGCUGCCGUCACCUCGGGGGGCCCCGCCACACAGACCACUGAGGCCCCCGCAGACCCGCCCGCCUCCUCCCCCUCCCAACAAGGUGGUGAUGAGCAGCCCUCCACCACCUCCGCCUACACAGGCACCUCCCCCACCACCUCACAGAGUGCCUCCACUGAUGCAUAGGAUACCUGCCCCGCCACAGGCUGCGAGUCCGGCCCCCCCUCCACCACCUGCAAGGCACUCAUCCAUGCGCAACGGACUCCCUCCCAGCUUCUCAAGCAAGUUGGAGGCAAGGUUCUUCGAAAAGUUCCACAUGAGAGAAGAGUUCUCCCCUCCACAACCUUUCUUGAACCUCAGUAAAGUCUACAACAGCAGAACAGCCAAACAGCCGGCGCCGCAACCACCCCAAAACCAACACAUCCAGCUUCAAUGGCCGAGAGAUAACAGUUCCACUUGCUAGCGACUCAUCAACUUAGCUCCACCCCUCUUGCUCAAUCAGGGUAAUCCCUUGCCUCUCUUCCUCAUCUGUCUUCUAUCUAGCAUACAUUGUUAUUGACCUUGUUAUCCCAGUUCCUCAUGUAUUGAGAGUGUGCUUUCAAUAAUUGUUUUUAGACCAAGCAAAGUGUUGUUAAGUAAGUUAUAUACAGUAAAACUCCAAGUAUCCUAACUCCAAUUAACCGAAUCUCCAAUUAUCCGAAUCGCUUAUUUCGACAAUUAAAAAAACGUAAAGCUACAGUAAUAAGUUUUGCAAAAUACCAAAGAAUUGUUACUAAACACAUUUAGCCAAUUUUGAACUUUGAUGGAACACUAUUGACUUAAUAACAUGUAUAGAACACUUGUACUAUGAGCAUUGUAAACUGUAAAAAUGUUCUGAUUUAAAUUAUUAUUAAUUAAAAGUUCACUUAGUACCGAAAAUGAGGAUUUUUUAAAAAAACCCGGGAUUACGGUAAAACUCCGAUUAUCCGAAUUUUUGAUUAUCCGAAUGGGGUCUGGUCCCUAUUGAUUCGGAUAAUUGGAGUUCUACUGUAAUUUCUUGUUAAUCGACCAUUUGAGGGUUUUGUUUAACAUGUUAAUUUUCAUCUAUAUAAUCAUCAUAGUUCCAUUUCCAAAAUAAGUGUUUUCUCUUGAGAUGAAUUUACAAAAAUUUUAAAAGAAAAUACAAGUAAAUAUACAUUGCAAUAAAUCAAUAAAUAAUCUUACUUGUACACUCUUACUACAUGGGAAGAACUUAAAAAUGUUACCUAAACAAAAAAAUUGUAUUUUGAUUAGUGAUUUAUUUUUUAGGAUUUUUUCAGAUUAUGUUAUUUAUUAUAUUUUUUCCUACCACUGCAUGGAAAUGGUCACAUUACCAUACCCAAAAUAGCUUAUUGUCGCCCUAGAGCGGGAAUGGAUCAUUCCCGCUAAUUAAAUCAGCAGAUUUCACAGUUGUCGUUUCUACACCAACCACAGCCGUAGAUCAGGUAUGUUAGUUAACAACCCUUAAGCAAAUAACAACAAAUAACCUAAACUUAAAAAGCAAACAUAACCUAAAUUACAUUUUAUAUACAUCUAAAAGUUCAUCUGUGUAUAGGUUCCCAUAAGUCAGUAAUGGUGGUAGGAAAAAUCUUGUGUAUUGCAAGCAAAAACAGCUCUUUGACACAUAGUUAUUUCAAUAAAUUUGUUCCUUGUUUAUCCAACUAUUGCUGGACAUAAAGGCCAAAACCAUAUGUUUUGUGACUUGAUUAGUAUUUUUACAUUUACUUUUACUAAAAAUUUGUGUGGCCUUCAUUGGGCCUGUUUAGUCAGAUGUGCUUUUGUUCAGAUGGCUUUUUAUUUACAUUUCCCUUGUAAAUGUUUUGUUGAACAAUAAUAGUUAUUUUAACAUGUUUUAAAAGGAAACAAAGUUUUUGUCUUACCUACAUCUAUUGAAUAAAUUUAUUAGUUUAUGAUCUUUGAUAAAAUAAUGCCAAGUUUCUUACACAUUGGAUAAAGAAGGUAAGAUAAACAUUUUAGUUUUUGAAGUUAUUCAUAUUCAUCAAUAUAGUCCUAGUUAUUUAUAUUAACAUUAUAUAAAAUUUCUCAUUAUGUUUUUCUAUAUUUUGUUUCAACUUUUUUAAUUUAAUCUAAAAUUAUACAAAUUAUUACUCGAGAGCAGAUUAACUGCUAAAUCGAGGGAUGUGUCUGUUUUCAUUGUUUAAUUAUAUUAAUAAACUAUAUUUGGGUUGUUACGAGACAUAAAACGUUAUUUCUUUGGUAGUAAAAUGUGGAUUUCAUAUUUAAUACAACAAAAUGCAUCUGUUUUAUCCUUGCAGUGGAACAAAAGUAUUACUACAGUAUGUUCAUUUUAACAUUCUCCACAAGACUGCAAACAAUAGUAUUCAACUGACCUGCUUAUUGUUGUUUUAAAUUUGGUUUAGGUUAACUUUUCCUUUGUAUUUUUAUAACACUAUCUAAUGCACUUUUAUUUAAGCAAUUUAUUCAUAUUAUUUCAUUUACCAACAUGUAGGUUAAAAGAUACCGGGUGUCCCACGAAGGGGUUUAAACGUUUGAUUUUAUAUUACGUGCCCAUUCAUGCACCAAAUCUUUUUAAACUUUACACAGUUUACAAAGUAGGUUCUAAAAAUAUUCUGGAAAAAUUUCAACUCCCUAACCUUAGUAGAAACAAAAUGGCGGCUUAUUGACAAAUUUACCAAUGUGCUUUCUAUAAAAACUACUUUCAUGAUUUAUUAUUAGUUAUUUAUUUAUUAUUAUUAUUUAUUAGUUAUUUGAUUAAUUUUUAGUUUUCCAUUUGGCUAUGUUCUAAUUUUUUCUUUUUUUAAAGUCAUAUUGCCCUGGAAAGUAACAAUAAAAAUAUUUUAUAAAACCAAAAAUACCUUUUUUAAUGUUUUAAAGUAACUUUUUCAAUAUGCCGCCAUUUUGUUUCUUCUAAGGUUAGGGAGUUGAAAUUUUUCCAGAAUAUUUUUAAAACCUACCUUGUAAACUGUGUAAAGUUUCAAAAAGUUCGGUGCAUGAAUGGGCGCGUAAUAUAAAAUCAAACGUUUAAACCCCUUCGUGGGACACCCUAUUAGGUAUAUAUUUAUUAAAUUUUAUAUAUUAUUUAUAUUUUAGUUUAACCAAUUUAUUUAAAGUAUGCUCAAAAAGAGUGCUGGAAAUAUUGUCAGAGAAUCAAAGUUCUCAUGAUUCAAUUAAUUUUAGGCUCUCUGAUAAUUCCAAGAUUUUAAAUUGACAUUUGGAAGGUAGUUUAGUCUUGCUUUGCCUUUUAGCUUUAUAUAAGAUUUUGGCUCAUCGUUUAUAAUUUUAAAUGCAUUAAUUAAUCAAACUAAUUUAUUUUAUUUUACCAAUGGAUUAGUUUUAAAUUUAUUAACAUUUAGAAUACAUGAUGGACAUUUGAUCAUGCGACAGAACGACCACUAGUGGUUUUAUAGUUAAGAAAAACAUAAUUUGUGAUAACAUGAUAUCAGUACAUAAUUAUUUAGUAUUAAACUCUUUAAACUCACUUAAUAUACCUCCUAUAUAGGAAAGUAUGUCAUUUACUUUUUCACUAUCUCUAUUUAUUUCUUCUGUAUUUAUUUUACGUUUCUUCUUAGCUGUUUGGUAGCUUAUUGUUUGUUGUGUUUUAGGUUGGUAUAUAUAUUAUAAUUGAGGGUUUGAGAGUUUGUUUGAAGGUUGUGUAAAAUUUUGUACUUAACCAUGAAACUUUAAUUUGUUUGUGUAACAUUUAUUAAUUAUUUUACACUCAGACAACAACGUUGUUGUUUUGUAAACUAAGUUAACCUAGUCAGCAAUUUAUCGAGACACCAGGCAGUGAAGUGCAUGUCUUUCUAAGAACUCUUAUUUUCAUCACACUUUUUAUUUUACUUGACCCUGUCUUCCACUUGAAUCAUGUAUAUCUAAGAUAGCAACUUUUAUUAAUAUUCAAACCAAACUAAUAAUAUAACCACUUUUUCUUUGUUAGAAGAGACAUUGCAUAUUUUUCUGCCCUGGGCAGUGCCUGUAAUAGUAUUUGUAACAUUAUUAUAAUAUUAAUUGUACAUAAAUAUCAGUAAAUAAUACUUGUUAUCAGUUUAACUGUAAAUACUAAAUUGUAAAUGUGUAUAAAACACCGAUAUCGUCUACCAAGAAUGUAUAUUGCAUACACUAGGGCAGAUAAUCAUAGUCUUAGGUUAUGGAAAUAUGUUGAUUUAAUAAUAACAGUUGUGUUAUAAGUU